This is a messenger RNA of Aspergillus neoniger CBS 115656, 1407 nucleotides long. RefSeq lists its product as uncharacterized. NCBI's taxonomy places the organism in Eukaryota, Fungi, Ascomycota, Eurotiomycetes, Eurotiales, Aspergillaceae. The record is from RefSeq and is a predicted model, not a curated record. The coding region runs from base 395 to 1180 and encodes 261 amino acids. The transcript has a single exon.
UUAAGUUAUGUGGUCUUUCAUGUUGUUCGUAUACUUGGUCAUUAAAUGUCUUGUCAUCGGAUGCAAUCUUGACAAACUAGGGAACAGAAGUGAGGUCAAUCACAAAGUGUUGUUACUACUGACAGCCUCACCUGCCUAAUUCGUUCUCUCACUCAUCUCCAUCUGUAAAUCUAUCUGCUCUACUUUGACUUUCUUCCUGCUUACCUUACCUUUCUACUGUUAUGUCUACUUAACCCCCCAGCAGACACUGCAGUCAUCAGACAGACACCUUCCAACGCCCAUAAUCUCCUCCUUCACAUCCAACCUAUAUACCUCUUUCUUCUCACCUCAACCUCAACCAAUACAUCGCAAACUAAACCCAACCCAACCCACCACAAUCUCAAACCAAACCAAAAUGCAUCAUCCACCGAUGGCUUCAUCGCGAGAAGCACAGAAAACCAGAAAUAUUCCAAACGGAUCCGCAUCUAGUCCUCACACCACGAACGCGAGAAGAAAACGCCUGAUGGAUUUCUCGUCUCUUCAUCCGCGCUCUGCUUCGAUGGAUGAUGAUGAUGAAGAAGAAGAUAGUAUGCAAUCAUCGCACGUAGAGGUGGGAUCGUUCUCGGGGAUGCAUGCAGAUUCGCAUUCACAUUCUCAUUCUCAUCCGUUGUCAUCGUCGUCGUCAGCUUCGACUCCCACUCAGAUGCAGACGUACACUCGGUAUCAGCCCAGCAUCCAGUCUACCUCAAAGUUCAGUUCUUUGGGAAGUGAAUCUACCCCGAAGUCAACCACUACGAGUACUACUACCAGAUUGAAAUCGAAAGCGAAACAGAAAUCGAAGUCUACGACUGCACAUGUCCAUUUCCUGGACCAGGUUGAUAUCUCAGAUACAACCACAACUACUUCUGAAGCUACAAAUACGAAGCGAAACAAAAACACAGAAGCAAAUGGAAUCACAGCUGGAGAUAAGACCAUGCUUCUUGGACCUCGCAGUCGGGAUCUCUCUCUUAGUGAGAGUGAGAUUAGCUUGCUGGAUAUAGGUCCCAGUCUGGUGUAUGGUGAUGAUGGAUAUAUUCCGUUGUCUGGGGGUGGAUCAUAUGUGCGUGGACAUGGUCAUGGGCAUGGACAUGGGCAUGCGCAAGGUGAUAGUGGUGGCGGCGGUGGUGUUUCGGUGGUGGGGAGGGGGGUGCAGUUGGAGUGAGGAGGGUAGUUUGUUGGUGUUUCUGUUGUAGAUGGAUGGAGUUUAUGGUUUCUUGCUCUGUCGGGUCCGUGGGAUAGAGGAGUGAUUCCUGUUGUUAGAAUAGUGUAGAGUAUUUCCUUCUCCUUCUGCUUGUUCUUACUGCUUUGUACUAUGGACAUGAAUAUCCACUGUGUUUAUAGUGAUAGUUCUUAUUCUUCAUGAAUAUUACAUACAUUAUAUUCUAUAUA